Peromyscus maniculatus bairdii (prairie deer mouse) is the source of this 1684-nucleotide messenger RNA. RefSeq names its product homeobox D8 (gene Hoxd8). Gene Ontology annotation, cellular component: nucleus. Gene Ontology annotation, molecular function: RNA polymerase II transcription regulatory region sequence-specific DNA binding; DNA-binding transcription factor activity, RNA polymerase II-specific. Gene Ontology annotation, biological process: regulation of transcription by RNA polymerase II. The record is from RefSeq and is a predicted model, not a curated record. NCBI's taxonomy places the organism in Eukaryota, Metazoa, Chordata, Mammalia, Rodentia, Cricetidae.
CCUCCUCCUCCGCACCCUCCGCCUCCGCCGCCGCCUCCCCCCUGCGGCGGGAUUGCCUGUCACGGGGAACCCGCGAAGUUUUACGGAUACGAUAACUUACAGAGACAGCCGAUUUUUACGACCCAGCAAGAGGCCGAGCUGGUACAAUAUCCUGACUGUAAAUCGUCCAGUGGUAAUAUUGGCGAGGACCCAGACCACUUAAAUCAGAGCUCGUCUCCUUCUCAAAUGUUUCCCUGGAUGAGACCACAAGCAGCUCCUGGUAGACGGAGAGGAAGGCAGACCUACAGCCGCUUCCAAACCCUAGAGCUGGAAAAGGAAUUCCUUUUUAACCCUUAUCUGACCAGGAAGAGAAGAAUCGAGGUCUCCCAUACCCUGGCCCUCACGGAGAGACAGGUAAAAAUCUGGUUCCAGAACAGGAGGAUGAAAUGGAAAAAAGAAAACAACAAGGAUAAGUUCCCCGUGUCCCGGCCCGAGGCAAAGGACGGAGAACCCAAAAAGGAAGCCCGAGACCUGGAGGAAGACGGAGCCGAAGGCCGCACCGAUUAACUUCUAAACUUCACAGUUUUUACUACAGACUAUUGAGACUAACGAUCAGCAGAUGCUGGUUGGACACCGCCUUUCCCCCUUCCUUUUUGGAAAGGACUUUACCUGUGUUUCAAGCUACCUUAAUGCCACUGCUCUUGAGGUUUCUGCGCUUUGAAAGGGAUUUGGGCAUUUUUUAAAAAAUAGUUCGUAGUAUCGCAUAGAAGCAGUCCUUGAGCUGCCCUAUAGAAGGGUAAUUUGAUACCGACCUUGUAGCUAUAUUUUUAUAAUGGUGGUUUUUAAUGUCUGAGCUGGUGAUUUGCCUCAACAACGUAAACUUCCUAAUGAUCAGCACUAAAUGAUUGAGUAUAAAAUGCUUUAUUAAUCAAACAAGUGCACUUGAACAUUUUAAAUCUUUAUGGUGAGUGAGUAAAUUAAAAGAAGUCUAUUAAUAAUUUUUUUAAAAAAUUAUGCCUGCAGAAUAUUUACUUUAUAUUAUUUGAUGAAAUGUAUUAUUUAUAUUUUUCUUUCUGCUUUUGUAACGAUGGUUCGGGUGUCUUUUGGUUUACUUCCAGAAGGUUUCUUUGAACAUUUUUGUAAAUGUCUGUCAGGGAAGAGUCUGGGCCAGAUAUUGGAAAAGCACAUUACCUGAAGAGUGCAAUGUAUCGUCCAGGCUCUCGGUUUCCUUAAACGUAGGAGAGUGUUGUGCCAGUGAGGAGAGUUUAAGGAUAAUGUAAGAAUCGACGUUUAGCCGCGUUUCUGUAGUCCAUACAAAUGAUGGCAAUUGAAUAAUCUAGAGAAGUAAUACUUGAAAACUAACUGCAACCUUUUCAUUAACUUUGCACUCUGGCAAGUGGCCUUGCUUUCGCUUCGCACCCUGCUUGUCAUCUCCUGGGAGCUCUAGGUCUCGUGCUCUGUGUUUCUGCUUUGUCAAGUAGGUGCCAUAUUGAUUAGAGUUCUCUCUGCACUGCUCGCAUGCUCCUUUUAAGCCAGCUUGCUACGUUCAUCUCAGAUGUCGGUUGGUACGUCCGUCCUCUGCUGUUCUUCAGGAAAGCCACGACCUUACCUAUUUGAAACAAGCCCUGAGUGUAAACGCAGAAACUCGAGUGUAAACAACCGCUCCAGAGCAUAGCUCCUCAAUAAAGAAAUGUACCUCCUUAAA